Messenger RNA from Diplodia corticola, 2388 nucleotides. RefSeq names its product vtc domain-containing protein. The transcript is spliced from 4 exons. Bases 1 to 2388 code for a protein of 795 amino acids. Lineage: Eukaryota; Fungi; Ascomycota; Dothideomycetes; Botryosphaeriales; Botryosphaeriaceae. The record is from RefSeq and is a predicted model, not a curated record.
AUGGCCACGGCGUUGACAGGCGACAGCCUUUCGCGGCUGUCGUCGCUCAAUGCGUCGAGCCUUGACGAGCGUUUCUAUGGCGAGCGGUGGAGACCUCAGUAUUCAGCGUCGCCGGAGCCGCAAUGGGCAGUUUCACCUUCAUACACACCAGUGCGGAAAGCUUCCAGAGCACUCACCACAACCCCACACACCGCCCCGCUCGCGCACCGUCCACGCGCCCAACGUCACGUCUCCGAUCCGGUCCAGCCCUUGAUGGUCGACGACGAGUGGGCGCUGGACAUGCCCAUCCGUCACCGCAAAGCAAGCUCCCCCGAGUACCAGCUGAAGAAGCCCGCCUCGCCUGUCCAGCGCCGUCGUGGAAGCUCGGUGCUCGAAGAGUCGCGCCCGGCCGCCGGCCGACAAUGGCCGCCCCGCGGGUACACGGUCGAGUCCAUGCUGGACCAGGCCCAGGCGGACGAGUUCAUAUCCACCGGCGCGAGCAUAUUCAAGGGCCGCGUCGAGGACGCCCCCGGAGCGCCCGCAGGCUACUACCGCUUCUUUGCGAUAAUGGAGGGGGAUGACGCGGAGCGCAACGAUCGCGCGCGGUAUCAGCACGACGCGUACAAGGACAUCACCCUGUCGCAAACAACGUCGUCCGAUGGCCCGUACCCGUGGCUCGCUCUGGAGCAGCCGUGCAUGGCGUACGCCUUCGGCUGGAUGCCUGGAACCACGACACUCAACUACAAGGUCAGCCUGUCGGGAAGCUUGAAGCCCAAGCUCAAGUAUGGGGGUGGCGCGAUCCAGCCGCGCAAGAUCAAGCUAGGCCACAUCUUAGAUCGUUUGCGUAGUUUGAACAAGGGAUUUCCGGACAAUGACCCUGACGAACUCCACCACGAUUUGUACCGCGUCCUUCUCGAAGACCCGGAUCCCGACGGAAAUACCGGGCUCGAGCAGCAGAUGGUCGCCCUGUUCACAGUCCUCAUCAACCCAGAUUGGAUUGAUUUCAGCCAGGCGAAAAAUCACGUGGUUGCCAAGUUCUUCGACAGCAAGGACAGCGCCAGAAAAACAAAGUUCUUCCACCAACUCCUACUCGCCGUGGAAUUGUACCUGCGGGUGCACCAUGACAUGCACCUGGCCCAAGCCAAGAGAACCUUGAUCGCCGCGCUGCCACCCAAGGUGUUGUGGGACCUCGCAUUAGCUGAGCGUUGGCUAGCCAACAUGUCGAUCAAGAAGUCACGUACAUCAUCAAAUGAGAGCGUAUUCAGCUUCCAACUCGGGAACAAGCAGAGGCAGAAGGAGGCAUUGCGGCUCUUUGCGAAGAUGCUGAAGUGGCCGAACAUGCAAGAGCUCGACUUCGUCCUCGAAGAGAAGGACCGCUACGAGGUUCCGCUUGAGGACCGUUCGGCAGACGCCAUGUCUUGGUUUGCCGGCGUGAUUCUGCCGGGCCCAACCUUGCCAUGGCUCCUCAUGAACUCUCUGAUAGAUUGCGACAAGGAGACCGGUCCGUUGCUGAAAUACCUCACACAUGUUGCGCCGGCUUCGGGCUUCCAGUACAGGGCUAACACAUAUUGGUCUUACAAAUGCAUCGUGGGGAAAGUUCUCGGCGCGUCAAGAGGUGUCAAACAGGUAACCGGCUGGGUUGGCCCUUGCUACUACAGCCCGGAUCUGAAGCGCACGGAAUGCGUCAAGAUCAACCAGAUAGCGACUCCAAAGAUCCGGCUAACGGCUUCGGAUGUGGAGUCUGUGAAGGUGCGGACGGAUCCGCUUGGUCCGGAAGAGGACGAAUAUCCGCUCGGCGAUUACGACUUGGUGAUGCCCGAGAUGGAGGACAUCACGGACGACAUUCGGGUACAGAAGUUGAGCUUCUACCCUGUCAAGGAGCAGCCGAUGCUCAAGCAUGGAGGGGAGGGAGCGCCAUUGCUCUUUGAUGCGGCAAUCAUGUUUGCCUGUGGUGGGGAUAGUUGGCCGAUGCGGCUGGCUUACGACGUCGACUUUGUCGCCGCGUAUCCCUGCCACCAGGGCCCGCAUGUGCUCUUCUUCGACUACAAGUUCAAGGCCAUCCGGGUUGACGAUGGCCUCGUCGACAUCACGGAAUGGGGUCAAGGGCCCGGGCUGUCACAUUCAGAUUCUUCGCCAAUGUCUUCCAGGAAUAACUCCAGGGUCACGCUUGCCUCGACGCAGGACCCGGUAUCCACGCAUCUGGACUGCGUGCUCGUCAUCGAAGCGCUUGGCGUUAGCGACAACGAAGUGUUUGCCCGUUCGUGGUGCGCGCAGACGGGUCAUCAUGCCAUCGUCGCGAACAUCAAGAAGACGUGCAUGGCCUGCGCAAUCAGAGAGGCAUAUGCGGCUUGCAUCAGCGUCGUGAUCCUGACGGAGGGGGGGAGGGUUACGGAAAAGGACGAAGACUAG